Messenger RNA from Actinia tenebrosa (Australian red waratah sea anemone), 596 nucleotides. RefSeq lists its product as uncharacterized. The record is from RefSeq and is a predicted model, not a curated record. Gene Ontology annotation, molecular function: deSUMOylase activity. Gene Ontology annotation, cellular component: nucleus. NCBI's taxonomy places the organism in Eukaryota, Metazoa, Cnidaria, Anthozoa, Actiniaria, Actiniidae. Gene Ontology annotation, biological process: proteolysis; protein desumoylation.
UAGAAAUGCAGUGAUUGCAGAAAUCUGGACAAGACAGCACAAACGAUUUUUGUUGUUCGAUGAAGAUAUUGUGUUGUUUCCCGUGAAUGAGACAAAUCAUUGGACACUCAUGGUCGUUCUAAUUAAGGAAAGAAAGGUUAUUCACUUGGAUUCACUCACAGGGCAACCAAAGAGAUCACUUGUUUCCUCAAUAAUGGAGCUUUUAUGCUACGUUCAUGUUGCUACUUACAACGCUCCUCUGAACAUUAGUGAGUGGUUUGCUCUAAAUCCAAACGAAAUCAUACCUUUACAGAGGAAUUGCGACGACUGUGGAGUGUUUCUUUGCAAGUAUGCCGAAUACAUUGCACUGGAAAGAAAGAUCGACUUCGACCAAAAAGACAUGCCGUACUUCAGAAGGAUGAUCAAGAAAGCUCUUCAAGAUGGGCAUCUUUAGAAGUACGGGAUGCUUGGAUGUCCACGACGCAGAAAUUAUUGCUGCCAAGGGCUGUGGAAAAGUGAUAUUUCUUUGGGAGACUAGAUUUUGACUUGCAAAUGCGUUCAUGAAGAUCCCGUAGAAAUGACGCUUGUUGGGAGAUGUCAAAAUUCAAGAAAAAUAU